AUGCAUGUGCAAUUCUUCAUCAUUUCCUGCUGGCUCACUAUCUUUCCCUAAAAAACACUCUGCAAUCUGACCAGAUCUGUGAAUCAUCCCAAUCCCCCAUGUUCCACAAACAUGAAUUGAACACUCAUUCUUCUUAAUUUCCUCCAUUUCUUUUUUACAUCUCUCUCUCUCUCUCUCUCUGUGUGUGUGUGUGUGUGAUUUUGCAGUAUGGAUCCUCAUACCCACCUCGAAUAUGCUCUGUUUCAACUUACUCCAACCAGAACAAGAUGUGAUCUUUUGAUCUUUUCUGGAAACAACAAAGAGAAAUUGGCAUCUGGAUUGGUGGAACCUUUCAUAUCUCACUUGAAAUUCUUUAAAGAUCAGAUUUCAAAAGGCGGGUAUUCGAUCACUCUUCGUCCAAACACCAAUAGCGCAUUUUGUUUCACCAAAUACACAUUCCAAAGGCUUGUGCGAUUCAUAAACUCACCUGAAGUUCUUGAGAGAUUUAUAAGAAUUGAAAAAGAAAUUUCACAGAUCGAGAAUUCUGUUCAUGGCAAUGAUGGAGAAGAGCAAGCGGGCGAAGUAGGGAGUUUAUUAUCAUCUGAUGGAAGCACCAAGAAGUCUGCUGAUCCCUCCAAGCUCAAAGCCGGAGAAGCUGGUGACCAGGGACAAGAAGAAAAUUCCAAGAUUCAACUUCAACGGUUAUUGGAGACACGGAAAGCAAUGCUUAGGAAAGAACAAGCAAUGGCGUAUGCCCGUGCACUUGUAGCUGGAUUCGAUCCAGAAAACAUGAAUGAUCUCAUAGUGUUUGCUGGUGAUUUCGGAGCCUCGCGUUUAAGGGAAGCAUGCAUAGAAUUCAAAGAUUUAUGCAAGAAGAAGCAUAAUGAUGGUUUAUGGAUGGAUGAAUUAGCAGCAAUGGCAGCAUUUCCCCCUUCGGAACUAGCUUACACUGGUACUUCCGGAUUACUACUAACGACCGAAAGUAAUGCUUCGACUUUGAAUAACGAUCUUAACUUUAUCGCUAUGCAAAAUGGAUCUGAGCAGACGAAUUCUGAAGUUACUCAGGCGGAUCAGUUACCAUCUACUCCUACAAAUGUCGGGAUGCAGAUGCCGUGGCCGAACCAGAUUCCACAAUAUAUGUACAAUUUUCCGGGCCCACAAGGACCACGAUACCCGUAUCCCUACCCGGGUAUGCCACCGUAUUAUCCGGCUCAUAUGAGUUGGCCUCCGAAUGCCGAUGAUUCUAGCCAUGGGCGCCACCAUAAAUCGUCUUCGAAAAAGAAGUCGAAAUUGCUAGAAAGCUCAGAGGAAGAUGAAGAAGAAGAGGAUGAUGAUGAUAGCAAUGAGGAUGGUUCGGAUUCCGUAACUGAUUCAGGUACGAACUCGAAGAAAGAAAAGUCGGCUAAAAAGAACCGAAAGAAGUCUUCGAAAACGGUUGUUAUUCGGAACAUUAAUUAUAUAACUUCCAAUAGAAAGAAUUCUGAUGGAGGUACCGAUGAUUCUGAUGGAGAUGAAGUUGAUGGUGUUCUUGAAUCAUUGGCGAAACACCAUAACAAAUCGUCGAAAUCGCAUAAGAAAAAGGGUGCGGAUUUGGAUUUGGAUUCGGAAUCGGGAAAGCGGAACGAAAACUGGAAUGCAUUUCAAAAUCUGCUCUUGAAAGAUGAUGUUCAAGAUGAACAUUUUACGAUCAGAAACUCGGAAGACGGAUCGUUUUUGCCGAGAAAGGAUGCGAUGGACAUGGGGUCGGAGAAUUUCGUCAAGAAUCGACCGAAAACCGGGAUUAACGACUCAUUCGUCGUUCCAGAACGAAGCGGGGUCAACGAAUCUAGAAAUGUCAACUCUCAAGAUUUCGAGGGCGGCGAUAGUUUUCGUGUGAAGGGACGGGAUUCUUCGGAUGCUGAUAUGGUGAUUUCGCAGAGAUUCGGAGAAACGGGAAUGAAUGAAAUGAAGAACUUCCAGGAUCUUGGAUCGGAGUCUUCGAUGAUCAGAAACAAACGGGAAGAAGAUUGGUUUGUGGUCAAGAACUCCGAGAAUACGAUUGGAAAGUCAACCUUUGACGAUGAUUAUGUUUCGAUGAAAGGCGAUGUUUUUUCAUUGGAAUCGAGCAAAAAGAUUGUGCCGAUCGAUGAUUCAUUCAUGGUACAGCCGCAAACUACGCCAGCAUAUGAUUCACAAUGGCGAUCGGCGGAUGUUAGCAUGGUCGAAAAUGCGAAUAAACCCGAUGUCACAGAUGGUUCGGGUGGUCCGGUGGCUAAAACCGGGUUCUACGAGCCGGAUGACCUUUAUCUGAUGGUUUCACGUGAUUCUGGGGCCGAGCCACCCGUUCGGUCCUCGUGGACCCCGGAAAUCGACUACGGGAAUGAGGUUCCUUUCACAAAAUCGGAACCGAAGCCGGCUCCAGUUGAGACGAAAGAACAACCCGAAGAGGUUCCGGUCAAAACGAAAAAGAAGGUGAUGAAAACUCGACCGUUAUCGAAAUCUCUCCCGACCGAUAAGAGGUUACCGUUUGUGAGCCGGCCGAUCGUUCACAAGAGCAAAAGAGAACAGGAAGAUGAGAUUCGAAAGAGGGUGGAAGAAUUGGCAAUCCAACGACAAAAGAGAAUAGCCGAAAGAACUGCCACGAAAACUGGUGCAGGUGGUAGCUCUGGGUCUGGUUCUAAAACCAAAACCGGAGCUACAACUCCUGUAAAACCAGUUAACCAGAAGGGUACUUCCGGUCAACUUAAGAAAACCAGUUCGAAAGCAACUUAAGAAUUUACAAACGCCUAUCUGGCACGAAGAACGAUUGUUAUUAUGGUGUUCUUAAUUCGUGUUUCCGCUUGAUGGUUGUGAGUUGGUGUAUAAUACGUUCACACGUCCAAAGAGGAGUCUAUUAAAUACGACGAUACGGGUAUUUUUUGUUCUUUGGGAAUAUUUUUUUGUAUGUAUAAUGUUAAUUUACAAUAAAUAUGUUUGUUGGUUGUGUCACAUUUGUCUCAUUGGUUUAUUUAUAUCUGUAACAGAUUUAAUCAUUUGAGAACGUUAUAUAUUGUAAUAACUGUGAGAGCUAUUAUCAUAAGUUAUUGUUGCACGUGAUUUUUUC
This is a messenger RNA of Cynara cardunculus var. scolymus (artichoke), 3061 nucleotides long. RefSeq names its product COP1-interacting protein 7. The record is from RefSeq and is a predicted model, not a curated record. Lineage: Eukaryota; Viridiplantae; Streptophyta; Magnoliopsida; Asterales; Asteraceae. The transcript is spliced from 9 exons. Bases 208 to 2730 code for a protein of 840 amino acids.